UCGCCGAACUUCAUAACAGCGCGGACGCCGCCGCUCUUCAAACUGCUCAACAUUCAGCAUUAAACACGCGCGAAUUUUGCCCAAAAUUUCAAUCAUACUUCCAAAAAUACCACAAAACUUCUCUUUUAAAUACAAAAACAAAUAAAAUUUAUAAAAAAAAAACUUAAAAUUUAAAAGUGUUGCGCGACAAGUUUUUAUUUACUCAUAGACGCACGUGUGGUAAUUAAAAACUAGAAAUAUAAUUAAAGUGAAAUGUAAUUAUUCGAAAAAUGUGUAUUAAUAAUUUUUGAGUAAAGUGUGUGUUGGACUGUGUGUUGAUUCGAAAUGUUGUGCUGAAGAGUUUUAGUUGUUGAAGAGUUGUGGAAAAAUCUUUAGUUUGUGUGCAUUGUGCGCGGCCGAGUUUUGUUUGGUCGAAACUUUGCGUUGUGUUCUUGCUUGGUUACCGAAAGGAAAUUAAAACACGCGCUGAAAAUCGCAAUGAUGAACAACCUCGUAAUCGUCACGUCGAUCGUCGCAUUCGUGUCGGUAUUGUCCGUCUCGAAUCCAAUUGCACAAGCAGGACCAUUACAUAAUAGCAAAACAAUAAUCACAACAAUGGAGGAGCCAUUGAACGCUAUCAGAAAGAAACGUGAAAUUUAUCCGGAAAUCAUGGAUGACCAACCUGGGUCCUUAGAGAAAGUCACUGAAGACCAAUCUCAACAAGUUUGUGUAGUAGGUGAUCUAGUCUACGAGGCAGAUGAAGCAGUCCCGGCUGAACAACCCUGCCUAAAAUGCAAAUGCCAACCACCCGGUGUGCAUUGUGAGACCACACGAUGCGAAAAGAAGCCCGGAUGCAGGGCGAUCCACAAACCAAACACGUGCUGCCCCGAAUACCAAUGCGAAUGCGAAUACGAGGGCAGGACCUACGCAAAUGGGGAGCGCCUGGAACAGAAGCCGGGCACCGAAUGCAAAGUGUGCUAUUGCCGCGGCGGGGAGGUGCAGUGUGCGGAGGUCUCCUGUUACAUACGCAAUGAUUGCGAGGGUCGACAGGUGCCAGGGAAAUGUUGUCCUAAAUACGAUCAUUGCCCACCCAAAGAACCUUCAAAUGUCUUCUUUGCUAAUGAAAUAAACGAAACCACGAAACAAACGAGCAAAAUCCUCGAGAAUAUCCUCCCACAUAAUCCAGAUGACCAUCAGGAGAUUACCAUACAUGAAAUCAUCCCGGAAAUUAAGGAGAUACCGAUUACUAACUCCCCAAAACGUGAAAUCAAUGAAGUUGUACAUAAACAAUUGAUUAAAGAAGAUGAUGAUCAACAUGAUGAAAGUAAUGACCUACCACCAGACUCAGAAUCUGAUGGGAGUGAAGUUGCUGAGGUCUAUCAACAUCCUCCAUCAGUUCUACGUAUAGGGGACAAGUUAUUAUUCUUGAAAAAAGAUGGAGAAUUGGUUAAUGAAAAGGGUGUUAGUACUCCAGCUACGGUGAUUACCAUCAUAGGAGCUGAGGGAUUACAAAGAGGUGGAGUUGAGGUGGAAGCUGAAGAAACGCUGAAGACUACCCUGGAUGAUAUCCCAGAGGUCCCUGAAGAUGAGGAAGAUAUUCAAACAGUUGCAGAAUCUACGUAUAUUUUAUCGCUGGUAAAGAGGCCGGUUUCUACAACUACAACAACUACAGAAUCUGCGUUGGAAUAUUCUUCAUCUGUAUCUUCUUUGGGAGAAGAAGAAGGGGAAGAUUUUAAUUCUACGGAUAGCAGUUUUGAUGACUUAGAAUUAGAUGUUGGUAAUUUUACUGAUUUAAGCACUACAAGUGAUGAAGAUUCUACAACUGAAGGAUUAGGCGUUAAUAUUAACACUACUACAACAGACUUAGAAAAUGAAGAAGAUGAGUUUAACAGUACUUCCGAAGCAACUACAAUUUCUUCUCCAACUGUUUCUCCAACUCCAACACCUCCCACGUCUUCUAUAAGUACAUCUCCCCCUCAUGAAAAAGAAGAAGUCUUAGAAUCAAACCCCGAAUACCCUCCGAUUCCCGAUGUUAUGACGCAGCAAGUAGAAGAACCCGAACCUCAACCUCAACCCCAACCCCAACCUCAAUCACCACAACUCGAAGCAAAAAUACUUCCGGAAGUUUUCGAAUUACAAGCAAUCAGCGCGAAUUCUUCCCAAAACGCCACGAAUUCAUCCUGGCUGAAGAAAACUUUAUUAAAUCCUGCCGCCACGUUGCCCGAGAGUAUCCUGACCAGCGUAGCGGAAAGUGAUGCAAGCACCACCGAGGAACCGGAAGCGACCACGACCACAACAAUAACAACCGAAGCAACUUUCGCCACGAGCACAAGAUCAAAGGAAACGAUGGAGAGUCUAGAGCAGAACGCAGAUAGCGGCGAGAACGUGACUGAAAGCCCCGAUCACGCUUCGAUACUCAACGAUGAUGAAAGCAGCAACGCAAGCGUCGAGGGUGAAGCCACCGCGGAUACACCCAGGUCGGUGUCAUCCGAAGGCGAGCAAAACACAGCGGAAUUAGUGGAAAUGCUGCCUGGGUAUGAAAAUAUCACAGCCGCACCUGUGGAACCAGAGAUCAAACGUCCUGAUGAUGUUGAAAUGGUCGAUGUGGAUCUCAUGCGUGGGCAUAAUUCAGAUGAAGAUGCAAAAAACGCAACACACGAAGGAAAAAUUGAAAAAACGCAUAAAAUUUUAGGAAAACGUGAAUCAAAUGAAGACGAAUCCAUAUUCGAAGAAUUAAACCGUGAAAUAGGGUUAGAUUCAGGCACAAUUAAUGAAGAUCCACCCGUGGAACAGUCCGAAGAUGAAGCUAAACAAAUAUUCAAAGAGUUGCUGGAUGAGGCAACCAGUAAUACAACACCGAAGCCGGUGAAUCUGCAAGGUACGGCAACGCCGCAGACACGCGAGCAACACCAGCAGGCUGUCGCCCUCGCGCGGAUUGGCGACGCACUAGCCAAACUCCAACUGCGGGAUUCGAAAAAGGAGGGGAGUUGACACGAACGUUCUCGGCAUUCUACGUGAUUUCUUCACGGCACAAUAUCGCGCGUACAAUUAAUCCCUAACCUCUAAAAAUUCAAGAGAAGAAAACCUACAGUGAUUUAAUUUUAAUUUUCGUGUUCGUUUGGUUGUCUAAACAAAUUCCAUUUCAUGUAUUGACCAAAGUUGAGACUGCGUACGCGAUGCAAGCAUAAGGCUAUUGUAAAUUCUCCAUUAUUAUUAUUAUAAACGUAGAUAAAUCGCCAUAAAAACAAAAAUAAGUAUUCCGUAAUCAAACAGUUAAAAAUUUUAAUAUUAUUGUUGAUAUCAUCAAAGUUUUAGCGUAUUAAUCUUACUAGUAGACGAGAAUGAGCAUAAAUAUGAACAAAUAUUGUUAUAUUAUCAUCUAAGUGUAAUUGUGUAACGUAGGUGUGUUCCUGUAUCAUUUCUGCGCAUGACAAAGAGACUUCCAAGCGAGAUUGAGCUGACAUCAAAACGUUAGCGGCUGAUAAUAUGUGGCUAAACAUUUUUCUAGCGUUAAGAUAAAUUAUUUAUUACAUUAUGACAUUUAUUACUAUUGCAUCCCAUUUUAAAUUUUAAUAACUAUGAUAAGGUAAUGAGAUAGUUGCGUUUUAGGUUAUUGAAUUAUGUAAAAAAAGUAAAAAUGUACCAAAUAUACUCUUAUUGUACUUAUUAUAA
This is a messenger RNA of Dalotia coriaria, 3651 nucleotides long. RefSeq names its product proteoglycan 4. Lineage: Eukaryota; Metazoa; Arthropoda; Insecta; Coleoptera; Staphylinidae. The record is from RefSeq and is a predicted model, not a curated record. Gene Ontology annotation, cellular component: extracellular region. Bases 478 to 2970 code for a protein of 830 amino acids. Gene Ontology annotation, molecular function: protein binding. The transcript has 7 exons.